AUGGCCUCUGAAGCUUUGAAACGACGCGCGAAAAACAACAACAAGGUCCUUAAGAGUUUACUAACGAAGAUAGUAGCAAGCAACAUAGUCGCUUUCCUCUUUCGUUUUCUCUUCUACAAACAGGCCUUUUCAGUCAUAGGAAUAACCACUUUUCUACUUGAAGUAGCCAUGUAUGUUCUAAUUAGGAAGCUAUCUACUUAUAAGGUAAUCAAAAGAUCAGAUAAGCUAGAAGUAGUUUCAGAAGGAGCUGAUUUAAGUGUUCGUGGUGCCAUGCACUUUUUGAUUGAUAUCGUCUAUAUUUCGAUAACCGCCAAAUUACUAUCCAUUAUCAUACAUAGGAAAGCCUGGAUGAUCUUCCUAUUGAUUCCAGCAUCAGGAUACUACGAGAUCUUCAUGCGUCGUGACACUCGUCACCGACAUAAAUAG
This is a messenger RNA of Nematocida homosporus, 426 nucleotides long. RefSeq lists its product as uncharacterized. The transcript has a single exon. Lineage: Eukaryota; Fungi; Microsporidia. The record is from RefSeq and is a predicted model, not a curated record. Bases 1 to 426 code for a protein of 141 amino acids. Gene Ontology annotation, cellular component: intracellular membrane-bounded organelle. Gene Ontology annotation, biological process: vacuolar protein processing.